CUCAGCUGCGCAUGAAGUAUAUAUUUCACGAAUGCGCGUCGCUUCAGUCAAGAGGCUGGUUUUCCCGGAUACGCAACUGGCUGGAAAUUGUCGUGUACGAUGUCCGCCGAACACUCUCAGUCUACUCAGUACUCGUAUAUGCAGCCGGAAGAAGGUCAAAUCCGGCUCUUGACUCUGCGACCAGGCAGCAAUCAAGACGAACCCAUCGAAUGUGAGCUUUCCAGUUGCGAGCUAGGCAACGCUCCGUCAUAUGAAGCUUUAUCCUACUUUUGGGGCACCAACCAGAAUACUCGAGUUAUUUCACUGCAUGGCUCGACGUUUCGAGUACGGGAAGAUCUUUACAAUGCGCUAUGUCGUCUCCGACAACGUCAAACAAGCCGGAUUCUAUGGGUCGAUUUUAUCUGCAUCGACCAGAGCAACCAAGCCGAAAUAUAUAACCAGAUAUCACGAUUGGGAGAUAUAUGCGCCAAAGCCGAGAGUGUCGCGGUUUAUCUCGGUGAAGCGACAAUGGCAACAGACCAAGCAAUGGACUACUUGAUGCAGAUCAAGGAGGGAGAAACAUCGCAAAUCCCUCCCGGUAGAGUGGACGACUUAAUACUUGAAGGUUUUCAAGAUAUUCUAUCCAGACCUUGGUUUCAGAGGGCGUGGAUACUCCAAGAUGCCUUUAAUGCCCGAGCCGCAGUUCUGCAUUGCGGCUCCAAAGCUGUGUGUUCAAAGACCAUGAUCCGCGCAUCCGAAUUAUUGCCGGGCAAGAUAGCCCCUCUGUCACAACAAGUCUUGAACCUAAUGCCCGGAUCUAGAAGAGACGACCAAGCGGCUUCUAAAUUUCAACUCUACGAUCUUCUACAGCGGUUUCAGCACGCAAAAGCGACAGACCAGCGAGACAAGAUCUAUGCUAUUUUGGGCAUGGUAGAUUUUGGGUAUUCGAAGUCGGUGAUCUUACCGGACUAUUCCAUGUCUCAGAAAGAUUUGAUGCGUGCAGUUAUCGCGAAUCUGUGCUUCUGCGAAUCGAGUAGUGUUCCUGAGCCUCCAUACGAUACGAUCAAGGAAUUCUUAGCGAACCUUGAUCCGAUCGACAAUGACAUUCUAAAGAAGAUUUUUGAGACCUCAUUGGAAAUCGAUUUGGUAUCUCUACUUCGACAUGGAUCACGUUAUAUCAGAAUUGACCGCUCUCUUGUUGAAGCUGCAAGCCGGAACAAGACUAAAGGCGAUGAGAUGGUUGAGAUUCUUCUCAGAGCAAUUGGCCAGGAGAAAUCAGCUUCCCUAAGUCCACCGGAAGCGUCAUCAGUAUUCUAGUUAGACGCAGAUGGCGCUUUCGUCUCCCACUACCAUUGCCAAGAGCGAGAUUGCUCGCUAUCUGAUACGACGUUGGUGUUCGGAUCUUGCCCCCAUACAGCUAUCACGAAAGGGUGGAAUCGUUCGGACUCUGGAUGAGCAUGGAGUCGCCUGUAACUUAUGUGGAAUCGCACCAUUCUCCUUUGACGGGUGCACGUAAUUCAAUGCUGGCUAAUGUG
Hyaloscypha bicolor E is the source of this 1514-nucleotide messenger RNA. RefSeq lists its product as uncharacterized. The transcript has a single exon. Lineage: Eukaryota; Fungi; Ascomycota; Leotiomycetes; Helotiales; Hyaloscyphaceae. The record is from RefSeq and is a predicted model, not a curated record. Bases 100 to 1296 code for a protein of 398 amino acids.